Messenger RNA from Echinostoma caproni, 420 nucleotides. The record is from the annotation of a GenBank genome assembly. Lineage: Eukaryota; Metazoa; Platyhelminthes; Trematoda; Plagiorchiida; Echinostomatidae.
AAUCGCAUCUCCUCACUGCUUGCAGAUUGGCGUACGCGACAAAAUCUGGGCAUUAGUAUGGAGGAUUAUCGUGCCGCAUACGGUUGCAUGGCACCCUGUUUGCACACAGCUAGUCGCAAUUCAACGGCCACGAAUAAUAAUUCCAACUUGAACAAUCAAUCCGCACAGUCCACGACCGCGGCUGCUCACACAACAAAUAGCACCGCCGGAACCACUGCAUCAGUCUCUACCAUCACAUUGACAGCAUCAGUUGGAUCUGGUCAACAAUCGAUCUCGUCCACCGUGNGACCAAUCACAAAGUCAUUGCUCACACAUUCCAGUAUGCCGACGACCGUGGGACAAAACUCAGCCAAAGCGGAGGAGCAUGGUAGUCGACUGCUAACCACAAGCUCAACACUGUCUUUACCAGGGCCCCGCUAG